Messenger RNA from Vicia villosa (hairy vetch), 3778 nucleotides. RefSeq names its product pentatricopeptide repeat-containing protein At2g06000-like. Gene Ontology annotation, molecular function: protein binding. The coding region runs from base 132 to 1697 and encodes 521 amino acids. NCBI's taxonomy places the organism in Eukaryota, Viridiplantae, Streptophyta, Magnoliopsida, Fabales, Fabaceae. The record is from RefSeq and is a predicted model, not a curated record. The transcript has 2 exons.
AAGAGCAUUAACGUGCCACCUAUGUGAAGUUGUGAACCCAUCCUCCGCCUCCACAAUCAAUCAUCGCUAAAACCCUUCCUCAUGAAACGACACCGUUUUCAUCCCAAACACGGUACACUCUUCACAAGCCGAUGACACUUUCUCUCAUCUUCACCACUUUCCGAAUUUCCAAUACUACCCUCGUCACCCAUUACCAUACUCUCAAACCCAACAAAUCCGAAGCAUGGUUCGUCAAAAUCGUUUCCACCCUCUUUCUCCGCUUCACAAACCCACUCGACGUUACAUUUUCGCGCUACGUUCGUAACCACUUAACCCCUUCACUUACAUUACAAAUUAUCAAAAAACUAAACAACCCUCAAUUAGGUUUCACCUUUUUCCAAUUCACCAAACAAAAAUUGAACCUUUCUUAUUCAUUUUGGACUUACAACUUUCUCUUAAGGUCCCUUUGUCAAGAAAAUCAACACAGUUUAGCAAAACUUGUUUAUCAUUCUAUGAGGGCUGAUGGGUUGUUGCCUGAUAGUAGGUUGUUGGGAUUCUUGGUUUCUUCUUUUGCGUUUGUUGAUAGGUUUGAUGUUUCCAAGGAGUUUAUUAAUGAUGCUUUGUGUAAUAAGGUUGAUGUAAAUGUUGCUGUUUAUAAUAACUUUCUUAACAUUUUGGUUAAAUCUAAUAGGUUACACGAUGCUGUUAGUUUGUUUAGGGAGCUUGUUAGAUUUAAUUUGAAUAUAGAUAUAUUCACAUUCAAUAUCUUGAUUCGAGGUUUCUGCGUUAUUGGAGAAAUCGAUGAGGCGUUUAGGUUUUUGAAUAAUAUGAGAAGUUUUGGUUGUUACCCGGAUGUUGUUAGUUAUAAUACUCUUAUACAUGGUUUAUGUAGAAUAAACGAGGUUGAUAGAGCAAGAGAUUUAGUUAGAGAGAUUUGUUUGAGAAGUGAGUUUGGUCCUAAUGUUUUGAGUUAUACGAUAGUGAUAUCGGGUUAUUGCAAAUUGAGUAAGAUGAAGGAGGCUUCUGGUGUUUUUGAUGAAAUGGUUUCGUCUGGAGCUAAGCCUAGUGUAGCUACUUUUAAUGCACUCAUCUAUGGAUUUGUUAAGGCAGGUGACAUGGCUUCUGCGCUAGGAAUACAUAAGAGGAUGCUGUUUCAUGGUUGUUCUCCUGAUGUUGUUACUUUCACUUUGUUAAUUGAUGGAUAUUGCCGAGUUGGGCAGUUGAACUAUGGUUUGGACGUUUGGAAUGAAAUGAAAGCGAGAAAUGUUUCUGCAAAUUUGUAUACUUUCUCGAUUCUUAUUAGUGCUAUGUGCAGGAGCAAUAGACUAGAAGAAGCUCGUGAGCUUCUAAUACUAUUGAAUCAAAGUGACAUUGUUCCACAACCAUUUAUCUACAAUCCUGUCAUUGAUGGAUAUUGUAAAUCCGGUAAUGUUGAUGAAGCUAAUGCAAUUGUGGUAGAUAUGGAGAACAAAUGUAAACCGGAUAAGCUAACAUUUACUAUUCUUAUUAUCGGUCAUUGUAUGAAAGGAAGAGCACCUGAAGCCAUUGGUAUCUUUUACAAGAUGUUGGCGACCGGUUGUUCACCUGAUGAUGUUACUAUUAGAACUUUAAGUUCAUGUGUUUUGAAGUCUGGAAUGCCUAGUGAAGCUGCCCGCGUUAAGGAAGCUCUAUUUAAGAAUCAAAGUACAAACUCAUAUAUGCAGCAGUCUCUUUAUUAAAGUGCUACUGAAAAUCAGUGGUUAGGCAUUGCCUUCCACUGUUUUCCCUUGAGAGAAUAUACUCAUCAAGCAGCAUGCCAAUAUUUUCUCUAGAUUAUCAACAAUGGAGUCAGAAUUGGCAAUUUCCCCAAGAUUAUGCUGAUGUCGUUGGAGCAUGCAGGUAAGCAUGCUGCAAAUUGUUGAUUUUUUUUUUUGGAUUUAGUUUUCCCGAUUAAAUUUGAAUUAUUGUUUCUUGUCACUUUUCUCCUCACUUUUACUAUGAAGUUUUAGUUAACAGUCUUGUUGAUCUCAACACACCAACUUAUCAUUAUCAUGCUGGCAUGGUAGCUUUUUGUUAGAGAAGAAACACAUAUAAUAGGAAGAGGAGAGAGUAGUAGAGGUCAUUGAGAAGUUUGUUAUGGAACUGGUUAGGAGGGAAUGCCUAUCUGAUGUAACAGAGGAAAUGUUGGAAGCAAGGGUUGAUGCUCUAGAAGCAAGAAUGGUGAGUUUGGAAGAAUAAUUGAAAUCACUUGUGGCGGAGUUUCUUCAAUUGUUGAAGGCAGAGAUGGAGAGGUAUAUUGAGUUAUAUUGGGGGUGCUUCCACAAAUGAGGAUCUCAGUGUCAUUGGUCAAUUGUUCUCCAGCAACUGGUCACUGUUGGAGAUGAAAACAGUUGAAAAGCAAGGUCAUUACAGAAAGGUACCAGAAAAAGCAACGAGACGGUGCUAGAGGUGACUGUCAAUGGUGGAGAUGAAGCUUAACACAAGGAAAUAGAAACUGAAUUCGAAAAAUUUGUUGGCAAGGGGGUACAAAAGUGGGACUGGACGAGUGAGGUGCAAAGAAACAAGCAGAUGGUUGGUUUUUGUCACCACCGCCCGGAACCACCAGAUUUCCGCCGACCUGCAGCGGCUUUGUCUGAGCCACAACUAUCAGACCGUUGUUUAUUUAUUUAUUGGAGAUCCUGCUAGGAUCCCACUAGUGUUGUCUAUGGCGGAUGUCGGGAAAUAGCGGUGAGUCCAAUCCGCCAUAAAAAUAUGGUGGAUGGCGGAAUGGAAAAUGGAGGAUUCUCAAUUUGCUAACUUUACCACGGUAAGAAAGGAACUAUUGGAUGCUUCAAGUGAACUUACCCUUUUCAAGUUGUGGGUGGUUGGUGAUGAAUUAACCUCUCUGAAUUUGGAAGAAAGUGACGAUAGGUUUCCAACCCCGGGAAUUGGGAGUCAACUUUAUGAAUGUUUCAAUCUCAUGAAGCUAGCUUUACACAUUACCGACAGCGGGAUCUAGGAGGAAGUGACUUGAGGUUCAAUGACAAUUGCACCAAGAGAAUAGUAGUUCCUUGGAAAGGGAAGAAGCAAAGAGCCACUUUGGAGAAAAAAGUCAAUAUUAGGAGUUAAUGUUCCAAGCUCAGACUAGAGGGAAAGUCUGUUUUCAAGGGGGUGGCAAUGUUAGAACCUCGAAUGGGCUUAACACCACCUAAUCAAUAUCAUGCUGGUGCGACAUCUUUCUGUUAGAAGGGAAACACAUAAAAUAAGAAGAGGAGAGAGUAGUAGAGGUCAUUGAGAAGUUUGUUAAGAAAUUGGUUAAGAGGGAAUAUCUCCCUGGUCGGAGUCUUAGACUCUGGGGUGUUAUCCGUUUCUCCAUUGUAGAGCUAUUGAGCUCACAUUUUGAUCAAAUAAUGUACAGUUUUGUCUUAGCAGCAAGAAACAGUAUUUUCAAAAUUUUCUUCAAUUUCUCUUUUUUUCUGAUAUAAAAACUUGGAAUAUUAUUUGAUCUAUGAAAUCAUCCUCCUUCCUUGCAAGACUUAGGUUAUGUGAGAGGUCUAUGUGUUAUAUGCAAAUGUCUAUGAUCUUAAGCAAGGUUGUCAGAAUAGAGAGUUUACUUUGAAUCGAAAGAGGAUAGUAAGAUCGAAAAAUCGUAAAUUGCAACCAAAAUCGGUGGAUUCUACUCGCAUCAUUUUGUUGAAUCGAAAGGGGAAAUCAAUAUUGCAUAAUCAAAAAUCGUGACCAAAAUCGAUGGAUUCAACUCAUAAUAGUAAAUAUAUAUUAUAAAGUGCAAGUACUCAAAGAUUAAAAUCAUAAAACAACCAAGUCUCAAAUCUUAAAUCUA